Molecule: messenger RNA, 1605 nt
Organism: Funneliformis mosseae
Lineage: Eukaryota; Fungi; Glomeromycota; Glomeromycetes; Glomerales; Glomeraceae
Source: the annotation of a GenBank genome assembly
AUGACGAGUGGAUACACGUUUUACACUUCUGGCGCUCCCCAACAACCAGGAGAAGCAACAUGGAAAUAUCACAUUCGAAAAUUAUUUACAAUAAAAACUUUGGAUACUGUUGAAUCUGAUCAAAAUACAUCAGAACUCAAUAGAACUCUUGGCGCAUGGGAUAUAAUUAUGAUUGGUAUCGGAGGAAUUAUCGGCACGGGUAUAUUCGUAUUAACAGGACAAGCGGCAGCAAACAAUGCAGGACCGGCAGUUUUAAUUUCAUUCAUAAUUUCUGGAUUAGCAUCAGCCUUUGCAGCUUUAUCAUAUUCUGAAAUUGCUUCGAUGAUCCCAGUUGCUGGAUCCGCGUAUACUUAUACUUACGCAACAUUAGGCGAGCUUUUGGCUUGGAUCAUAGGAUGGGAUCUCAUUUUAGAGUAUUUUUUUGGAUCAGCAUCCAUAGCCGUGGGCUUUUCAGGGUACUUUGUGCACUUCUUUGAAAACGCGUUUAAUGUUCACUUUUCUCCUUCUUGGACGGCCGCUCCAUUAUUAUAUAAUGAAACCACUAGUGCCUUCGAAAAAGUACCUGGCUCAUAUUUUAAUGUGCCGGCAUUUGCAAUAAUAAUAUUUUUAACAAUAAUACUUAUUGUUGGCAUAAGAGAAUCUGCCAAUUUUAAUACAGGGAUUGUGGGCAUCAAAGUUCUUAUUCUCAUAUUAUUUGUUAUAGCCGGUAGUACAAGGAUUACCAAUGCAAAUUACAAGCCUUACGUACCACCAAAUGAAGGAAAGUUCUCGGAAUUCGGUUUCACUGGAGUACUUUCCGGUGCAACUGUUGUGUUUUUUGCUUAUAUCGGAUUUGAUUCAGUUUCAACUACUGCUCAAGAAGUAAAAAAUCCUCAAAGAAAUUUGCCUAUUGGAAUCAUAGGAAGUCUGGUAAUUUGCACUGUUUUAUACAUGGCUGUUUCUACCGUUUUGACUGGGAUAGUUCCUUUUCGUGAGUUGGAUGGUCCAGCUCCAAUCUCGACGGCUGCCGAGAAAAUUAAUAUGAGAUGGCUCGGAAUCGUUGUGGAUCUUGGGGCCAUGCUUGGGUUAAUCUCCGGAAAUCUCGUGACACUUUUAGGACAAACGCGUAUUUUUUAUUCGAUGGCACACGACGGUUUAAUCAUUAAAAGUUCAUCCAAGAUUCAUCCAAGAUUUAAAACGCCUUACAUCAUAACAGCAUUCACCGGCAUCUUUUGCGCAAUAGCUUCAGCGCUACUUCCCAUAGACAUCCUGACACAAUUAACGUCGGUUGGCACACUAUUUGCAUUUCUUUUGGUAAAUGUAGGUGUAGUAAUAUUGCGUAUUUAUGCACCAGAUGCUCCAAGAAAGUUCAAAAUACCGGGAGGUCCUUAUUUGGUACCUAUAAUUGGUUCUUUAUUUGACAUAGUAUUAUUAGCUUCGGCUCAUAAAGCAGCCAUUGUAAGAUUAUUUAUUUGGAUGGCUAUCGGAUUAGUUAUUUACUUUGUAUAUGGAAGAAGGAAUUCUACAGCUAAUAAUAAAAAUGAACCGAAGGUUGAAAAGCGAGAGGCAAUUAAUACUCCAAACAGCGAUGGAGUCAUUGAGAUGAUAAAUGUUGUAGAUAAGUAA